Messenger RNA from Paracoccidioides brasiliensis Pb18, 1323 nucleotides. RefSeq lists its product as uncharacterized. The coding region runs from base 1 to 1323 and encodes 440 amino acids. The transcript has a single exon. The record is from RefSeq and is a predicted model, not a curated record. Gene Ontology annotation, cellular component: nucleus.
AUGGCCCGUAAUAUGUUCCCCAGCCCCAACCCUUUCGGCAGUGGGACCUCCGACGUCUCCAAGAUAGAAGAAGAAGACGAAUUCAUCUCGUCCCCCACACAAACCAACUUCCACCACACCGCCCCCGGUCAUCAAUAUCUUGCCGCUACCUCUCGUUCCCCCACAGAUCAUCCAGCGGGCCCUAGCGGACUCAGCAACAGCACCAGCACCAGCGCAGCUGGAGGUGGAGGAGGCGACGCAGAAGCCGACGGCGACUCAUUCCACCGCAACCCCUUCUCCAGUGUUCCCCAAGAAUCCCAUGCUCCCUCCUCCUUUCCCCCAUCCGGCACCAGCAUUAGCACCAGCCCCCCAGACCCCAGCUUCCCAAACAACUACGCCCUAGGUCGCCGCACCUCCGUCUCCGCCGAAUCCCUGAACCCCUCCAACUCAGGCGCAGACAGCUGGAUCCCCCCCUACCACCCCAAAACCCCUGUCCAACUCUCCCGCCUCCAAAAAGCCGUCUCCACAAACUUCCUCUUCACUCACUUGGAUGACGAACAGUUCCGCACAGUGCUCAACGCCCUCGUCGAAAAGCCAAUACCGGCAAAGGACAUCAAGGUCAUCACCCAAGGCGACGCAGGUGACUUCUUCUACAUCGUCGAAAAUGGUGUGUUCGACGUCUACAUCAACCCAGCCGGCUCCGUGCAACCGGGCGGCGCCGCAGGCCUAGGCACGAAAGUCACAACCAUCGGUCCGGGAGGCUCAUUUGGUGAAUUGGCACUAAUGUACAAUGCCCCCCGUGCCGCCACCGUCAUCUCAACAGUUCCCAAAUCCACCCUCUGGGCCCUGGACCGCAUCACCUUCCGCCGCAUCCUGAUGGACUCCGCCUUCCAACGACGCCGCAUGUACGAAGCGUUUCUCGAAGAGGUUCCCCUUCUCUCCUCCCUACGUCCCUACGAGCGCGCCAAGAUCGCAGAUGCGCUGGACACAGUCAAGCACAGCGCGGGCUCUACGAUUAUCAAAGAGGGGGAUCCUGGUAAUACGUUUUAUUUACUUGAAUCUGGGGAGGCGGAGGCGUUUAAGCAGGGCAUUGAGGGGCCUGUGAAACAUUAUAAGCGGGGGGAUUAUUUUGGGGAACUUUCGUUGUUGGAUGAAAAGCCUAGGGCGGCGAGUGUGGUUGCCAAGACGGAUGUGAAGGUUGCGCAAUUGGGGAGGGAUGGGUUUAAGAGGCUGCUUGGAUCUGUGGAGGAUAUUAUGAGGCGGGCGGAGUAUGAGACUGCUGCUUCUAAUGGUGGUGCUUCUAAUGCGACGAAUGAGAGUGAUUCUGCGCAGAAAGGGAGGUAG